Messenger RNA from Rosa chinensis, 1186 nucleotides. RefSeq lists its product as uncharacterized. The transcript has 6 exons. Bases 63 to 1001 code for a protein of 312 amino acids. Gene Ontology annotation, molecular function: protein binding. Lineage: Eukaryota; Viridiplantae; Streptophyta; Magnoliopsida; Rosales; Rosaceae. The record is from RefSeq and is a predicted model, not a curated record.
UUGUUUCCUAUAUAUAGGUCUGCCUUACCCCUGUACUAAUCCAUCAGCAAGUAUCUGUAAUCAUGCCUUUUUCUGCAAUGGAGAACCAGAAUAUUGGGGUUACAAGAUCCAAAAGAGACCUUCCACCGGCUCAUUUUUCUUUGAAAAUACAAACCUACUCCUUACUACCAAAGACAGAAGUUGAAAAGUAUGAUUCUGGUGUUUUUGAAGCUGGAGGCCACAAAUGGAGGUUGUCUCUUCACCCAAACGAAACAGAAGAAGGGAUUGGCUACAUCUCCCUCUACUUGGCAAUAGCGGAAACAGAUACUUAUCCUGAAGGGUGGGAGGUUUAUGCCGACUACAAAUUGUUUGUGCUUGAUCAUUUACAGAAGAAGUACUUAACUGUCCAAGAUGCUGAUGGAGAUAUGAAAAGGUUUCAUAAGGAAAAGACUGAGUGGGGAUUUGCAAAGUUACUUACCCUUGAAGCUUUCAAAAAUUCUUCUAAUGGAUAUCUUGUUGAUGACUGCUGCGAGUUUGGGGCAGAGGUUUUUGUUUAUAGUCGCAAUAACGAAUGGGAAUCUCUUGCCAUGGUUAAGGAACCUAGUGAUGGUACUUUCCGUUAUGAGAUGGAAAAUUUCUCAGCAAAAGCUCAGCCUUCUUAUUACUCGAAAGUGUUCACAGUUGGUGAGCGAAAUUGGAAAUUAAAGGUUUGGCCGAAAGGGAACGGUGCUCAGAGGGGCAAAGCAUUAUCUAUAUUCGUGAUUUUGGAUGACUGGAAGAGCCUUCCACCUAAGAGAACAUUAUAUGCAAAAUACAAGCUCCGGAUAUUAGAUCAAGUUAGUGGUAAACAUGAACAAACCACAGGUUCUCACUGGUUCUCUUCCUCAAGCAGCGAAUGGGGUUUUCCAAUCUUUCUGACGUUGGAUAAACUCCAUCAAGACUCGAAUGGGUUCAUUAAGGAUGAUAAAUUGAUUGCUGAAAUUGAAUUCCUCACCAUCUCUGUGAUUAAGGUUUACUCAUGAGAGAGAACCUCAAUAACCAAAAAGGUCCAAUAUCUGAAUUGUAUUGGAAUCCCUAUGAAUAUGUUAGCUGUAAUCAGAUAGUGGGAGUGUGCCAUAUUGGUUUAAGUUCAUCAGCACUUUUCAAGUUUCAAUUUAAUAACAAACCGUAUGCUUUCUCAUGUUGGAGAAGUACGUUUAUUAUUUAA